Messenger RNA from Meloidogyne enterolobii, 1556 nucleotides. Lineage: Eukaryota; Metazoa; Nematoda; Chromadorea; Rhabditida; Meloidogynidae. The record is from the annotation of a GenBank genome assembly.
UUUUCAGAAUAAUUAUGGUAGUCAAACACAUCAACAGUGAUAAUGAAUUCGAACAAUCAAUGACAGAAGCUGGAGAAAAUAAAUUAAUUGUUUGUGACUUUUUUGCUGAAUGGUGUGGGCCUUGCCGAACAAUAGCUCCAAUUUUUGAGCGUUUUUCUAAUGAUUUUGCUCAAGCUAUGUUUCUUAAAAUUAAUGUCGACAGAUGUCAAGGCGUCGCUCAACAAUAUUCUAUUCGUGCAAUGCCUACUUUUCUCUGCCUAUUAAAUCGAGUAGAGAUUGGACGGAUCCAGGGAGCCGAUCCAAAUGGUCUUCUAAAAUUAAUUAAUGAUGGGCUUUCCAAAAUAACUAAAACUGGUGAACAUGUAGCAAAUGCCGCAGAGAGAGAAUGGUUGGGGCAAUUUGUUUAUUCAAGCGAAAGAAUGGCGAUUUAUGAGGAUGAGCUCAAUCAAACACUAGCUCUUUCAAUUAUCCCAGUAGACGAAUUGCGGCAAAAGGCUACUUUUGAAAACGAAGUAAAUCAUUACCUUUUGGCAAAAGAACUUCUCAAUUGGUUCCAUUCGUUUUUUAAAUGGGUUAAUUCUCCAAAAUGUGAAAAGUCUGGGGUUGGUUUUCCAACUGAAGAUGAGGCUCAAGAUGAGGUUACUACAGUUGAGCUCUAUAAUUGUGAAAACUGUAAAGAGGAAUUACGUUUUCCACGUUAUAAUAAUCCUGCAAAAUUAUUGGAAACUAGAAGAGGACGUUGUGGGGAAUAUGCAAAUUGUUUUGCACUGUGCUGCCGAGCACUUGGACUUCAAACUCGCUCUGUAAUCGAUAAUCUAGACCAUGUUUGGGUUGAGGUUUGGUCCGAUCAACUUAAGCGUUGGCUACAUUGUGAUCCUUGCGAGAAUGUGAUUGAUACACCUUUAAUUUAUGACAAGGGAUGGGGUAAAAAGCACGCUUACGUAUUUGCCUUUGCCAUUGACCAUAUGCAAGAUGUCACGUGGAGAUAUCAUUAUGAUUAUAAAGAAACCAUUCAACGUCGUACAAAAGUUAGAGAACCUGUUCUGAGAAAUUUUAUAAGAAAAAUGAAUGCCCGUCUAGCUAGUCUCGUCACAGAUGAACGCCGUGUUCAGCUUCGAAAUCAACUAUUGACUGAACUUCUUGAAUUUCUUUCUCCUGAUGCGCAAUUACGUGAUGGAAGCGAAGCACAAAAUCAGGGACGUCGGUCUGGGGCUUUGCAUUGGAGGGAGGCACGUGGAGAAUUGGGGGUAAGAGAAGAUAAAAAAGAAGAGAAAAUUAACGAAAAACCAAGUACGAGUUAAAUGGGUUAUUUAAAUAAAUAUUUUUAAGCCGAGGCCUUCACCUCUUUUGGGGUUUUUUUUUAUAAAAUUAUUUUCUUGUUAGAAUUUGUAAACAGGCCAGUAGUUGAGGGAGAGAGGGGGUCCUAGAGAUUGGAAUUAAAAUUUAGGAAGAAAUUGGAAUAUAGUCAAACAUUUAAAGGGAAAUUCUGUAUGUGGGCCUGUGUUUAUUACAGACCUGUGCAUGGACACGGAUUUUCGUAUCCAUAUCCGGAUAUU